Messenger RNA from Pecten maximus, 5884 nucleotides. RefSeq names its product AKT-interacting protein-like. Lineage: Eukaryota; Metazoa; Mollusca; Bivalvia; Pectinida; Pectinidae. The record is from RefSeq and is a predicted model, not a curated record. The coding region runs from base 154 to 1077 and encodes 307 amino acids. The transcript is spliced from 11 exons.
UCCGGAAUAUCCGGAAGUCAAGAAAAGCUGUACCUGAAAAUUUGUCAGUGUGUUCAGUUGUGCGAAAAUCUAGCGCAGGUGUGAUGAUGUAGUGUCCGACCAUCUGGUGUACGUGUCGACUAUGUAGUACAUGAGGGACACCUUCCAGCUGUUAUGUCACAGAGUGCUCAGGCGACAUCGAGUACCCCCACCAGACCAAUGGUAAAAGAAUCCAGUAAGGAGGCCAGAAAACAGCUUCCGUCCAUCCCCGAUACACAGACUCAGGCCGCCAUGGCAGCCCGCCCCAAACAGCACGGCUCCAUUGUCAAGGCAAACACCAACAGCUAUGGACCAUUCAUGCUGGAGUACUCCCUUAUGGCAGAAUAUAAGUUGCUGAUGCAGCAGAAAACGCCAGGCUGUUAUGUGAUUCCCUCAGCAAUGUCUUCCCUUGUGUGGUACGGAGUACUGUUUAUAAGACAAGGGCUGUACCAGGAGGGAGCCUUCAAGUUCACCGUUAUUAUUCCAGACAACUUCCCUAAUGGGGACUGUCCUAGUCUAGUCUUUGACCUACCGGUCUUUCAUCCUCUAGUUGACCCCUUAACUGGACAACUAGAUGUCAAGCGUGCAUUCCAGAAAUGGAGGAGGAACGUAAACCAUAUAUGGCAGGUUCUGUUGUAUGCUCGACGAGUCUUCUACAAAAUUGACAGCAAGUCUCCACUCAACAAAGAGGCCGCUGAGCUAUAUGAAUCAGAUCUGGAGUCUUUCAAAAUACAAGUUGCUGAGUCGGUGCAGAAAAGUAAGGAGCGACUGCAGGAUCCAGUGAAGUCCGACGAUCCUCAUUGCCUUAGGUUUAGCCCAUGGGAUCCCUCUGUUCAUGAGGAAACACGACAACAAAUGCUGAAGAUGAAGGUAAUAGGGUCAGAUGUAAUAAUUGAAGACAAAAAAUCUUCUAUAGAUGCUGUUGACUUACAAGAAAACGAAAGUGAUAACACACCCAGAAACGGAGCCCCUCCACCCGGUCUCUCCAGUAAAGGUCUCUCGUGGAUGAAGCCAGGAAGUGUGCAGAUAUUCUCACGUGAUGAUCCAGCAUUGGCAUAGCGAGACUUCUCUCGCUGGGACGAGUGUAUAUAGGGGUCAGAUAGUAAGAUGAACAAUAUCUGAUACUGUCAAUCAAACUGCGAUUCUCCUGGACGGGAAAAGUUUACGUAAAAACAUUGAGGUUUAGGCUGUGAUUGAAUAAGAAACGUUUAUAUUUUGUCUUUUCAAUGAAUCUUGCCCACAUGAUGGUGAUUGUGAAAGAAAAACACUUAUGAUACUCUGAGCUUGGAUGGACGAGCAUUAUAAUAUGCUAGUCUGCUCUGGACAACAAGGAGAUGCCGGAGGCAGAGAUCUAAUUAUACUAAGGAAGAGGAUCCGGAGUGCAUAUAGGAAACUUCUGUCUAUAAUUUCUUGUAUUUUUUUUUUUUUUUCAUUUCAAGGCUUUUUCUGGGGGCUUUUAAAGCCAAACUCCCAAAAUUUGCUGUUUACUCCUGAAAUUUGUCCUUAUCAAUUCACCAAUUCUUUUCCCAAAAUGAGACAAAAAGGCCCCGUCCCAAACCAGUGGAAAAAAUCCAUGCAUUUACAAACUAUCGCUUUGAUGCAAAAUUUUACAAUGCUUUAUGGAAUUUGAAGCUGUUUAAAUGUUUAUAUGCAAGGCAUUUUAAUUUCUGUACAUCUUUGGUAUUUCCUGUUCCAAUGCAAACCUGAAAACUGUGAAAAUGAAUUCACAGCAAAAAAAAAAAUGAUAGUUGAUGGAGUGAGACCUUUGCAGGGAAUUAAAUGUACAAGGUUUGUGAAAUAUAAUUUUACAAUUUUACUGGUACUAGAUUGAUUUGUGACACCUGCCAAUAACACAGUAUACAUCUAUUGGCAGUUCAGUCUUUAAGUCCACCUUGUAUCCAUCUUAAGUAUCGGCUGGCGAAUCUUUGUUUUUCUAUUUAUUUGGGGUCAUCUGAGAUGCAGCCUUUAAUAUUGUGAUCACAUUUACAUUACAAACAUUGUCCACCAUUAAUAGUUUACAUUUUCUUUAAAAAAAAAAAAGAAAAAAAAGUUGAUCCGAUUUUAAUGAAAUUUCGAUGGUACACAUGUAUUGACCCUAGCUGACUGGCCUUAAGGGUCAGAUGUCCAGACGGGGACAAAAUGGGGCAAAAGGAUUGAAAUCUUGAAACAUUUUCUUGUUCAUACCCCCAGAGUUGUGAAUUUCAUUACCUCAGUGCUUCACAUUCGCUGCUGAGGAUGAGAUGAAGUUUAUAAUAGUUUAAAAUGAUAUUCUUAUACAUUAAGAUGAUAACAUAUCUAUAUAAUCUGAUUAUUUUCAAUUUAGACUUGACCGAAAUUAUUAUCCUGAGAUGUCAUAUUGAUGAUGUGAAAGAUUUUACCAGUCCCACCCCAUGGGGCUGAAAGGUGGAGCCCAAAAGGUCAAAUUGGUAUAAAUUUCAGCAAGUCAUCUUUUUCAGGGUAUGUAACGCUGGAGCUAAUUUUUGCGAUAUUUUGUUAAUUUUUGAUUGGAAGCAAUUCAAACUUGACUUUAAUUUUAAUAAACCAUAUAAGCUAGCAGUUUGGUACUAUGAAAAUGAUGAGUUUGGCUGACCCCUGGGGACUCAAGGUUUUGGCCAAAUCAGGUCAAAUGGGGUUUAAGACGUAUUGGCAACGAAAACUUUAUGAUGUUGGAAGGGUCUUCUGGUGUAUCUUCAAAUUUGCAAACUUCUCUCUUUUUUUUUUCUUCAAUAUUUUUGUGAAAAAAAAAUAUUUAUCAAUUAAUUUGAAAAAAAUAUGUCUUUCAGCAAAUUUAGUGCUAAGUAAAAUGUUCUUGAGCUAAGAGAGCCUGAACAUCUUUAGGUUUUCACAUACAAGAAUUUAGUACUUUAUUUAUUUUUUUUAAUUUGCACAUGAAAAAUAAAUCAGUUCAUCUAUGGAGCAUUUUCCGCCAUUAAGAACAGAGUUUAUCAGCUACAUCAUACAUAUGUACAUCGUCAGAUGCCCAACGGUUGAUUUCACUACUGUACGCUACACUUAUCAUUGUGUUAAGUGUAGCGUAGCCUAGUGUAAUUAACCGUGUGGGUAUCCAGCGAUGUACAUAUGUAUGUGCUGUUGUAUUAUUUCUCCUACCAAAAACAUACAAUAUUAUGCAAUUAUUUUUGGUAGUUGUGACUAUUUUCUGGCAGAAUGAACAUAUUUUCCGGAGAAUUCUCGUGUUUACAAGAUAGAUAUACAUUUCACUUAUACCUGGAAUACUGGUGACAGCGGAGUAAAUAUACAUGUAUGUCUGGAUAUAUAAUUAUAAUAUAUAUGUAUAAUUAUCAUCAGUUAACGAAUUGUACUUACCAUAUAGCUGUUACUGUGUAUAUGCGUUUCUACAUUAACAGUCAGUGUAUAUGUGUGAAGAUUUUGAAAAAGUGCUGUAUUUUUUCACUACGGUAAAAAAUUAUUUGUCUCAUCAUAUACCUUGCCCAUCCCAUCAACAUGUCUUACAUAAGAGAACUGUUUAAAUAUGCAAAUUACAUUAGAGGAACUAUUUAUGCAAAUUACAUCAGAGGAAUUAUUUGAAUAUGCAAAUUGCAUAUUAAGAUGAACUGUAUGCUUGAUAAUAUAAGAAUUACCACUGAGUUUCAUUUUAAUAAUGAAAACUGAAAAAAUGUAAGCAACUACAGUUGGUUUGAUUCAAAUUUGUGUCAAUUCAUUUUUUUUUUAUUAAUCUAACAAAUUCCUGUAAACAUACAGACAACACAAUCAGAGAACAAUUUAUGUUAUCCUUAACUGCUUGUAAUUUCAGUUGUUUUGCGCUUAUUCAAAUGAAUUAGAGUCAAAUUUGUGAAAUGUCAUUUACAUAUUAUUUACAUUAAAAUAAGCCAGAUCCUCUUUUGUAAUUUUCAUUUAUUCAUAUCGUACCUACUUAAUUCUACAUGUUCUGUGGCAAUGAGUAUGACUAAUAUUCCUCUACCAUAUCAGAUUGUGUCAACUCAGCAAGUUUAUUGUAUUUAUCAUUUUUUCAAUUUUGUGACUAGGAUUCCUAUGUUUGAUAUGGUGUUUUUAAGAUAAGGAGCAUGUUUUGUGUGUGUGGUCAUUUCCUGUAUGCGUGAUAUCAAGUUUAAUUUCAUAAACAGUGCUGAGAACAUUUGUAGUACCGGUAUAUGUGGUGAAGGAGUGACCUGUGUUUUUGUUGUGUUAUAGAAACAUUGAAAUUCACAAAACAUAUUCUAUCAAAUUGUAUUAAGAAAUACACAUAAUUAUGUGACAAGGCAAUAUGAAAAGUCUUAUGGGUGUCUUAACUAAUCAAGAAAAAAUGUAUAAUCAAAAUGAUUUUAUGUCCAAAACUCUUUAAUAAGUUACAUAAAGAGGAUUCCUGUUAAUGUCAUGAUGUUUAUUGUCACAUUCCUGUUAAUAGGUUAGGCAGACUUUCUUCUGGUCCAAACACAAACCUUUUGACAGAUAUACCACUCGGAUGCCUGUCAUUCAAAUAUGUCUUGGGUCACAGGAAAAUCUGUCAAAUGUCUCACUUAACACUCUCUCCAUAAUACACAUACUUUACAUGUUUAUAGUUGCCUGUCGUACAAUUAAAAGUUACCUAUACUGGUGUAAAUUUCUGGAAACAAUGGUAAUUGUUUUCCAAUGUGUUUCCACUGACCAAACUUUUAUGUUGGUCCAAAGUAAUUAUAUAUAGUAUUAUACCUCAGCAUACUUCUCUCCCUGCUUUCUUGAAUUGGCUUCACUUCCAAUAAAGUCACUGCCAAAUAAGGUGUUAAGACAGCUACUGUAGAGCUAUUUUUAGGCGAGUAUUUUCCUGGUCAAAUUGGACACUUAGACUGGCCAAGAAAACAACCAAAUGACACAUUACAUACGAUAUACUUAGUGUGGUACCAGACAUUCACAGACAAAUAACAUGCUAUCAUACUUACUCAGGUGAGACCUACCACCUGUGCCAGGAUUUCCAUUGUAAAUCUAACACAAUUGUUAUUGGUAUGUUAUAAAUGCAAUUUCUAUGUAUGUGUACCAUUUUUUUUUUUUUUUUUUGUCGUUUUGGUGUUGUUUACAUUUGCAUGUUUGUGUUGUGUUGAGGAGAACUUGAUGUCUUGGGAUUGGCAGGGUUCUGUGAAACAGGACCUAUAAUUGUCUAAACUGUUGCCAGAAUUUUGCCGGUUUUUGAGGGCAACCUUUUGGUUUUCUUCUUCUUAUUGUGAUAAUGAUACACUAAAAGCUGUUAAAUUAAGUCUGGUUACACAGGUUUUAAGGUAGGAACAGUCUUCAUGUUGCUGAAUUGAAUUUGUCAGUAUAUUGAUGAAUUGAAUUUGUCAGUAUUUUUGAUUAAUUGAAUUUGUCAGUAUAUUGAUGAAUUGAAUUUGUCAGUAUAUUGAUGAAUUGAAUUUUUUUGAGUAUUAUUGAUAAAUUGAAUUUGUCAGUAUUAUUGAUGAAUUGAAUUUGUCAGUUUUAUUGAUGAAUUGAAUUUGUCAGUAUAUUGAUGAAUUGAAUUUGCCAGUGUUAUUGAUGAAUUGAAUUUGUCAGAAUUAUUGAUGAAUUAAAUUUGUCAGUAUUACUGAUGAAUUGAAUUUGUCAGUUUUAUUAAUGAAUUGAAUUUGUCAGUAUUAUUGCAGAAUUGAAUUUGUCAGGAUCAUUGCUGAUGAUAGAAAAUUGAAUGCAAACUCAUGUACUAUUUUAGCUUUUAUUUAUAUGUCAAUUUAAAUGGAUUGUGACUAUUGAAUAUUUAAUUAUAAAGUAUACUGGCCAUACCAGUGGUUGUUGGGAUUCCAAUAAUAUGUAAUACAUGUACAUCUAUAUAUGACAAAAUAUGUUUAAAAGCAUGUAUGUAACACACGGAUAAAAAUGUCAGGAAGAUACUUUGAAUGUGAUUAAAAAAAUUCUUCCAAGUUCA